Messenger RNA from Strongyloides ratti, 759 nucleotides. RefSeq lists its product as hypothetical. Bases 1 to 759 code for a protein of 252 amino acids. The transcript is spliced from 4 exons. NCBI's taxonomy places the organism in Eukaryota, Metazoa, Nematoda, Chromadorea, Rhabditida, Strongyloididae. The record is from RefSeq and is a predicted model, not a curated record.
AUGAUUGCUUUCAAACUUUAUUUAAGUUUAAAAAUGAUUUUGAUAUAUUUAUUGAAAUUUAAUAUACUAGUAAUUUUUUUUACAUUUAUAUCAUAUGUAUAUGGUUGUUUUCCAAUUAUAGUUCCAGAAACAACACCAAAACCACCAGUUUGUUGUCAACCUUUAAAAUUAGGAUUAAUAAAAAGAGUUCCACCAAUUAAAGGAUCCUACUCAUCAGGAUGGGAUCAAUGUAGUAUAUUAAAUAGUUACAAUAAUGAACCUUGUCCAAAUAGAGGAAUGUUUACAUGUCGUAUGGCACCAUAUUCAAAUGCUAUUGGUACUAAUUUACAAUUAAUCAAAGAUAAUAUCACUGUUGUUGAAGAAAAUCACCAUGCAGAUAUUUCUGAGAUAUGGGUUACCUGUGUAGAUGGAGAAUGGAAAAUUAAUGGAAAAACUUUCACUCACUUUAUUUUACUUAUUUUUGUUAUAAUUAAAAAAACUCAAUUUGAGAUAGAUUUUGAUUUACCAAAUGAUGUUCCAACAGCACAUAGUAUAAGAUUUACUAAAGUUUCAAAUGAAGGAAAUGUUAAUAGAAACAGAAAUAAUAAUGUUAAAGGAAUGUCAUUUGAUCCAGAAAAUGCUAUGAAAGAUUUGUCUGAUUAUGAAGAUUCUGUACAAUUUAAAAGACACGGUGGUAAAUUUUCAAGAAAUAGAAAUUCUUUUAAAAUCUCAGAUAUAAGUGGCACAAAUUCUAGAUUCAAUAGAAUGCAAGGAAAAUGA